GUUCGCGAGGUUCCCUUGUUAGUCGUGUCAAGAAAGAAGUACCUGAAGAGCAAGUCCGAGCCUCAGUCAACAAGAUUCGCAGGACGGCCACUGGAGAUCUGUUGAUCAUCCUCUUAAAGGAGAACACAGAUAAAGAUUAUGGUCUGCAAAAAACCAUCAACGCCAUUGUUGGAGAUGAUGCCAAAAUCAUCAGCAAAGGACCACAAGAAGAUGUCGAAAUAAGAGACCUUGAUGAAAUGACCACGAAGAAUGAAGUACUGGCAGCUCUACAAAAAGCGGUGGGUGAAGCAGAAGAAAUAUCGCUGGACGCAGUCAAAUCACUGCGUAAGGCUUACGGAGGUACCCAGACUGCCGUAGUGACUUUGGCGGCAGCACUGGUAGAGAAGGUACUGGGACUAGACGGUAAGAUCAGGAUCGGUUGGGUCAACUGCCGGAUAAGAACACUGACAAGACUGACCAAGUGCUUUAGAUGCUGGCACUACGGACACCUGGCUACGAGGUGCAAGAGUAAAGUGAACCGAUCCAACUGCUGUUCCAAAUGCGGAGAAAAAGGUUAG
Molecule: messenger RNA, 557 nt
Organism: Pseudomyrmex gracilis
Lineage: Eukaryota; Metazoa; Arthropoda; Insecta; Hymenoptera; Formicidae
Exons: 1
Molecular function (GO): nucleic acid binding; zinc ion binding
Source: RefSeq, a predicted model, not a curated record